This is a messenger RNA of Peromyscus leucopus (white-footed mouse), 1194 nucleotides long. Its product is annotated as claudin-13-like. Gene Ontology annotation, cellular component: bicellular tight junction; plasma membrane. The record is from RefSeq and is a predicted model, not a curated record. Gene Ontology annotation, molecular function: structural molecule activity. Gene Ontology annotation, biological process: bicellular tight junction assembly; cell adhesion. Bases 186 to 788 code for a protein of 200 amino acids. Lineage: Eukaryota; Metazoa; Chordata; Mammalia; Rodentia; Cricetidae. The transcript is spliced from 2 exons.
CCCAAUCUCUAUCACCAGAUGCCUCUGUCAACUGCUGUCCUCACACUGCUGCUGGGGACAUCUGCUUCUACAGAGGACAGCUCACUAUGGACAUGGUGAAAAUCCAACCUCAGCCCUGUGAACCCUGCAGCUGAGAGCCAGGUCCCCUCUGUCUUGUGUGUCCUGUGUCCAGCAGAGGAUGAGCCAUGGGUCGCCCGGAACUGGAAGCAGCCAGCUUCUCUCUGGCCAUGCUGGGCUGGCUAGUGGCCAUUAUCAGCUGUGGCCUGCCCUUGUGGCGAGUGAAGAAGGUUUCUGAAGAGACCAACAUUUUGGAAGGCCUGUGGAACCUGUGCGAGGCUGAGGGAGUCAAGAGCCUGAGGUGUAUGUCGUACAACACUCGCCCGGUACAGCCCCAGGACCUGCAGGUGUCUGGCGUUCUGGUGGUCAUCUGCAUCGUCAUCACCUGGCUGGGUUUGCUGCUGUACAUGAUCGGGGAUGAACGCAUCGGAUGUGUGGCAAAUAUGUACAAUGAAGAAAAGAUCAUGAUAGCGGCUAGUGGGUUGUUCCUGGGGGUUGGUCUGCUGCUGCUGGUGUCUGUGUCCUGGGUCACACACAAUGUCCUGCUUGGCAUAGCCAACCCUCAGAUACUGUCCCCAUGGAAACCAGAGAUGGGAGCCUCACUCUACCUGGGCUGGCUCAGCUCCCUGCUGCUUCUGCUGGGUGGGGCCCUUCUGGGAGGAGCCCACCUGUGCUGCCCGCCCCCAAAUAAUGACAACCACAAAGGGUCCUUUAGAGGGCUCCAACCAUGAACAGAGCAGUCUUUCUGAGGGUUCCAGGGAAGGGUUCUCCUCAGACAUCAGCAAUGCAUAAGGUAGGCCAGUCACUCCAUAUUUUGGGUUUGUUCAUCUGUAGACAGCCCAGACCACUUGUGACUUAUUCUGUAGCUUUUUCCUCUGACUGAAAAGCCUUUGGCCUGAUGGAAGAAGGAGAACCGGGAAGCUCCAAGCCUCCAGUGCCCUCCUCAGCCUCAGGGAACUGCUGCUGGGGAUACAAGGGGAGAGAAAACUCCUCCAUGGACCUGGCUGCAAACUGGUCCAGGGGACCUCCUGGAUGCAGCUGUCAUGAAUCAGCACAAUGUUGUGGUGCAUUUCCUGUGGAUGCAGCUGAUGAGUCACCCAUGAACAUGGGACCCCAAUAAAGUCACUGGUCCUCUAA